Molecule: messenger RNA, 1059 nt
Organism: Salvia splendens (bonfire salvia)
Lineage: Eukaryota; Viridiplantae; Streptophyta; Magnoliopsida; Lamiales; Lamiaceae
Exons: 7
Coding region: 80-793 (237 amino acids)
Source: RefSeq, a predicted model, not a curated record
CCCAAUUUCGAAUUGGGGAUUUAAAUCAGCAGCAGACAGUCGAACAACUGAUUGCUGAAAUCAUCUCUUCGCCUAGAAAAUGGAUGCUCUUAUGAAUCUUGAAUCAGUUCUUCGCUCAAAACAGGUCCAAUUGACGGCUCAAGAAGUAAAUGCAUUGCAAUCAUGGAGAGAUCGAGCUGAAAGAGAUUUAUCUGUUGGUGGUCUAGCUGGUUCAGUUACUUCUUGGCUAGUGACAAAAAGGCUUGAUAAGCAGAUGCGGAUUCUUCUUUCUGCAGGGGCUGGUUCUCUUUUUGGACUGGUUCUACUUAACAGAUCUAUUCGCUCAUCUGUUGAUUACAUGCUUUCGCUGCAAGGGACUCGGGUACAGGGAGAAUUGGCACACAUAAUAUUGAGGAAUAAUCAGAGCAAUGGUUGGGCAUAUCAAUACGUCUCCAAGUACUUUUACCCUGAAGUUGUUUUCGUCGAUGCAUCGGUAGACAAGGCUUUUUAUAGAUGGCGUUACAGAAACACGUCUGGAGAUGCCAUUGCUUCUCAAACACAAAGCACCACGGAAGCUAAUUCAAAUGAGAAAGAUGCCAAGAUGAUUGCAAAAGAAACCGAGCAAGUCUGUGCAAGUGCAGGAAGCAACACUGCAGAGAAUCCAUUUGAUCUCAUUUUUGGGUUUCCCGAGAGUGCAAAAGAGGUUUCUGAUCAGGCUGAUGCACCCAAAAUAUUGUCGAGGAGGCAGGCACGAAAAGAGAAACGAUUGCACCGUAGGCAUAGGCAUGGCCGUGAGGUGGAAUCUGAGAUUUAGCUUACCAAGCAACACCAUGAUGACCGGGUGGGAGUUGUUGAACAAUCACAUACAAAUGCACUUGGUUUGGAUUGGUGCUGCUUUUUUGCAUUGCUAAGCUCCAGCCCAUUUGGACUUAUAUUUUUAGAGUUUGACAUUUUUGGGUAUCAGCAAUAAUGCUUUUCUUUCUGGCUUCAUUCUUGUAACAAAUAAAGUAUAUAAAUUGUCUUCUAAGAGCAUCCAUAGUAAUAGGCCAGCCAUAGGCUAGCCACAAACUCCUUCUGCCA